Messenger RNA from Myxocyprinus asiaticus (Chinese sucker), 4152 nucleotides. RefSeq names its product RING finger protein 10-like. The record is from RefSeq and is a predicted model, not a curated record. NCBI's taxonomy places the organism in Eukaryota, Metazoa, Chordata, Actinopteri, Cypriniformes, Catostomidae. The transcript is spliced from 17 exons. Gene Ontology annotation, molecular function: transcription cis-regulatory region binding; metal ion binding. Gene Ontology annotation, biological process: positive regulation of transcription by RNA polymerase II; positive regulation of myelination. Bases 404 to 2755 code for a protein of 783 amino acids.
CACAUCCGGGUGUUUAGGGUUCCCGAAUUGGCGACCCGUCGCCGUAAGUGUGACUUUAUUUUGCGCGAGUAUAAUUUGGGUGAAAACCCAUUAAAUCAUCCGUUUUCCACUUUUGGAGAGCGGUUAAUGCCUUGUGGGGCGCUACACUUCCCACGCUAAGGAAAAACUACGCUUUUCAAGGGGCGAGGCCCCGUUUUUUGGGCAACUGUUUUUUUUUGUGUGUGUGUUAGCACAAGUUCUUUUACUGAGACAUUCGGAUUGUGUCUCUUGUUUUUCUCUCGGGUUGUUUGUGGUCAAGAUGUCGCCGUAAUGGGGUCUCCGCGUUUGACAGAAAUGAAUAAGGGCCUCUGUCGCCUGACCCGCGUUUGCAACAACCCGUUGUUAUUCCCUUUUGCCCCGUUUAAUGCUAGAGAGCUCGGAGGCUCUCUUCCCACAGUUCGGCCUCAACAUGGAGAAAAAUCCAAAUACCAACAACAGCAGUAGCAAUACGAAGAUCCCGCCCCGCUCCGGCUCGACAGGCCCGACUCCUGCGGACUCUAAAACAAAAACAGAUGGCAAGAAUAAUGGGGGCUCAAAGCGCUAUAGCCGCAAGCGUGAGCCCACUUUUCCCAAGGCUGAGAGCUGUCCAGGCCCACGGCGUUCCCAGCCACACAAAAGCAAGAAUUUUGACAAGAGACCCCCUCAGAGAGGUGGCGGUGGGGGUCGACAGUAUGGACUCGCUGGUGGUGGGAGAAGAGAAGAGGUAGAAGAGAACCGCCGGGCAGAGUUUAGCCCGGCUCAGUUUGCUGGACCCAAAAAGAUAAGUCUGAACCACCUGCUCAACUUCACGUUUGAGCCACGAGGAAGCCAUUUUGGCUUUGGAGGCGAUGGCCAUUCCUGCUGGGGUCGCCGCAACAAGUGGGGUCACAAACACAAGCCCUUCAACAAAGAGCUUUUCCUACAGGCCAAUUGCCAGUUUGUGGUAAUUGAUGAUCAGGACUAUCAGGCCCACUUCACUGAUCCAGACACUCUGGUGGACUGGGAGUAUGUGCAGCAAGUGCGCAUCUACAGUCAUGAGGUGCCAUCAUGUCCAAUCUGCCUGUAUCCCCCCGUGGCGGCCCACAUGACACGCUGCGGCCACAUCUACUGUUGGCCGUGUAUGCUGCACUACCUCUCUUUGAGUGAGAAGAAUUGGUCCAAGUGCCCCAUUUGUUAUGAGGCCGUGCACAGUGUUGACCUCAAGAGUGUGGUUGCCAUGGAGACCCGUCAGUACGUGACCGGUGAUGUCAUCACCAUGCGUCUGAUGCGGAGAGAGAAAGGAUCGCUGGUGGCUCUUCCCAGCUCUCAAUGGAUUAAAGUGGAGGAGCCCAUACAUUUUGGAGAUGUGCAUUUGAGCUCCUACUCUAAGCUGCUGUUGGCGUCUCAGGAGCAGGUUUUGGGUUUUCUGGCUGAGGAGAGGAUGGCUCUGCAAACCCAACUCAACCAAGAGAAAGACGACCCACAGGCCUGUUUCAUACAAAGCGCCUUACUGCAGCUGCAGGAGCGAGAGGAGGGUCUGAAGUGUCGCCGUAAGAAUGGUGGCUCUGUUGAUGAGGUAGACGUGAAAAAACUGUCUCUUACUGAGCACUCUUCUCCAGAGGUGAUUUCAGUCAAGAGCUUCACUAACUCCAAGCCCAUCCUACAGUAUGCCUCUGCAUUUGAUGAUGAGAUUCAGGACCUCCACGAGGAGCCGGUGGAAGAGAUGCCUGCUCACAAUGUUCCUGAGGUGGCUGAAGAGAUUCCUGAAGGACCAGUGGAGGACAAACCUGUGGAAGACAACCCUCAGGCCAGUCAGAAUGAGACGGGCCCACAGCAGAACUCUCAUUAUGGCCCAUAUUACUACUUCUACCAAGCUGAGGACGGUCAGCAGAUGUUUCUGCACCCAGUGAACGUGCGCUGUCUGCAGAGAGAGUAUGGAAGCCUGGAGAACAGCCCCCAGUCUAUAACUGCUACUGUAGUGGAGAUUGAUGGACAGACUGUCACUGAGGAUAUUCGUCGCCGGCAUCGUUACCUCUCUCACCUACCACUCACGUGUGAGUUCAGCCUCUGUGAGCUUCAUCUUCAGCCACCGGUUCUCUCAAAAGAGACCCUGGACAGUUUCUCAGAUGACUUGGAGAAGCGGAAGCGUCUGAGGCAGAAGAAAGUGAGGGAUGAAAAGAGAAGAGAGAAGAGGAUUGAAAUGGAGGAAAACAGGAAACAGGGCAAAUAUCCAGAGGUGCACAUUGGGCUUGAGAACCUCCAGCAGUUUCCUGCUUUUGGAUCGCCACCGCAGUACAGCCCAAUAUUGCAGCCCCCGGAGUUCCUGCUGGGACCCCCCUCUCCUCUAAGCAGCAGCCCUUCCUCAGAAGGAAUUAUGUUCCCUUAUCUGAGUGAGCACAGUCCCUCCCUCAGUGUUGCCAGUGUGGUGGAAGAGGACUCUCACUGCAUGUCCUUUGCUCAGAUGCUGAAAGAUGGGAAAGCCCGUGUGGAUGCUGGGCCUAAAACCACCACAAAAAAAGAGAUGUUCCUGGCCCCUCCAUCAGCAGACAGUGAUGGAGAGAGUGACGGUUCUGAUCGGGUCCCGGUACCCAGUUUCCAGAACUCUUUCAGUCAGGCUUUUGAGGAGGCUUUGUCACAGCUGGACCAUGGAAAUCAGACACCAGCGCACCCUUUACCCGUCCCCGAGGAGAAAGGGGGGAAGAAGAAAAAGAAAAAGCAGAAGCUUCUGUUCAGCACCUCUAUGGUUCAUACAAAGUAAACGGCACUGAAGUUCACCCUUCACUCCUGUCACCUUCCAUAUUCCUUCCCAACUGAUUCUUGUUUCAUUAUGUCCCUUCAUAGACCUUAUUCACAGUAGCACCAUAUUUGAUUUGACGUAUAUGAAAACGAGGCUGUGAGGGGAUAGACUUAAAGUCUCUUUAACAGCAUCCAGUGUAUAAAUCUGUAUAAAGCUCCUAGAUCAUAUCUAAUUUCUCAGCAAUUCAUGUUUUCUGAACGUUUUUGACAAGUUUUUGGAAAGAUGUGUGUUUCAUUCGUUCAUCAGUGGAAUGAUCCAAAACACUGUAAACAACAGUACAACCCAUUGAAGAGACGUAAGUAUUUCUCACAGCCUCGUUGCUAUUCCCUUAAAAAAAUAAAAAUAAAGGAUGGUGCUACUGUUAAUAAAGUCAAUAGCAGCUCCUUUCCCCUCUUUUCAGGUUCAGUAACCUUCAAGAAGUUGCUAAAUUCAAUGGCAAUAGUGAUGAUGCACGUAAUAGACUCAGUAUUAGAGAUCAAUCCCCACAGUUGUCCUAACUGUCCAAGUAAUCAUUUAAAGAGCUCUACAUCUAGUAACAAUUGACAUGGCACUGUAGUUUUUGUGCCCAAAUUCCAUUAGAUAACACUUUCUGGAAUGUGGAUGGAGAAAACAUGGGAAUGGUUGUUGGUUUUGGUUUGCUAUGAUGUACUUUUGGGGGGUUUUGAGAGAGCAGUCAGCCAGCUGCAAAGACAUCCCCCUCCACACUCACACUUUAAACAUAUAUCUUGAGACUCUUUCAGAUACUACAACCCAAACAUUGGUGCUUUCAAUAUGGGAAUAAAGGAUUGUUAGUUGGCUGACAAAAAUUUGCAAAUGAUUUAAAACUAGGAGAAUAUGCUAAUUAAGAACCUGUGACAGGAUUUAUAUGGAUUUGAUCUAUUAUUGCUUUAUUCACAUGCACAUAAAAGUAUGCUGAUUUUAACACAUUCAUGCUUGGUUGUUACAUUUGUCUUGAGUUUUCUUCCUGCUGCUGCUUCACAAACUCUGCUCUAUUAUUCUCUGUCACACUGAAUUCAGCUGACUCUUACCAGCAAUUACCAUCUGCCCAACAUGAAAGUCUUGAUCGGUAAAUUACAAUAGCUGAAUACUUAGUGGGCCUUUAAGCAUUUGACUGUAUUAGAGCCUCCAACUAUGAGACAGUUCCAUAAUGUUCUAUAGUGUUCAAAAAUUAAAGAGGUGCUGAGUCCAGUGCUUGCUAUGGUUGAGUGAAUAAGAGAAUGUAAAGACAAAGAAAAGGCUUUGUAAAAUAGGUUGAGGGUUUAUUUUUUCUUUAUUUUCUUUUUUGAAAUCUGAAGAAAUCUGUGAUUUCAGAACCUGCAUACAGAAUAAUUUGGAAUGAAUAAAGGAUUAUGCACUGG